AUGAAGUGGCGCUUCUGGGUGUGGCUGGCGACAGCGGCGCUGCUUCUGAAUUGCGCCGAGGGGACGUCGUCGCCGGAGACGUCGACGACCGCCGGCGAAUGCCCCGAAAAGUGUGAGCCGUGCGCCAAGCUCAGCUGCAAGGACACCGUUCUUGACGCAUGUGGUUGCUGUCCUGUUAGUUCUCAUUCCUUUUUUCCAUUUAAGAUCUUUCCCGAGUUGAUUGGAUUUUGAGAUUUGAUCUGGAAAGUUCUACUUUUUAUAAAAAAAAGAUUGCUUAAACGAUCAUAUAGCUCACAUAGUCACAGUUUGUUUUAUCGACGAUUCGCUGCUUCUUCACUUUUGUGUUUGCAUUCCUUUUUCCUGGCUCGUGUCUUUUAUUCGCGCCGUACUUCUUGUGUUUGUGGCUAUGCAAUUACUGCUUCGCCUUCUUCACGUACAGCGCCCUCUUUCUAAUUAAAGACCUUUUUCAUGAAUAUUAAAACCGCAAGUUGACAUGGAAAAGUCAAGACUCGAACGUCUGCAAACACAAAAGAAAAGAGAAGGUUGCGAGAAAUACUUUUCUUAAUCAAUUUUUUUCCGAUUGUUUCAAAGUUUAUUUAUUCUCAUAAACAUAAAAAUUAGUGUUAAGAUUGCCGUGCAGACGCUGAUCGCAUUUUGAAGGCCACAAUUGGAAAAUUUAUGGUCGAAUUGCAGACUUGUGUCCGUCAGGUGGGCGAAAGUUGCGGGACGGCGGCAGAAGUUUGCGCGAGUCAUCUGACGUGCACUCGGAGCGUCUCCGAGCAGGAAUCCAGUCGCUGUGUUGGUUCGUUUCUUUCCUCCUUCUCAUUUCCUUCUUUUUUCCCUUUUAAAUUUCAAAUAUACUUUUACCUCUUCCUCCAGAAUUCAUGAGUUAUCAUCGACGCGUAUUUGGAGUGAUGAUGACACGAAUUACUCAAAUAACUGCACAUUGGUUGUGAAAUAUUGUCAAAUUCGAACUAAGGAAAAUUUCGGUGAAGAUUUUAGCAAAGAACAAAAUCAUAUUUUAGUUUUUCCCUUUGUUUUUGUUGUUGUUCUUUUGAAUAUCAAAUCUUAGUCAUAACGCUGGUAAAUGGCUUUCCAGUCUAAAAAUAGACCGAUUCUCUCGUCGCAAAAUCUUUUAGAUUCAGUCCGGCGUGAUUUGUGACAAGAACUUUGUCUCGUGCAUCACAAGGACAUGUUUUCCUUUUUGCACUUUUUCAAAUCUCGCGGUCAUUUUUUUAGUUUGAGUUUUUUUCACUGAGCGGUUUCAGUUUGGGUUUUAUUACUUCAAUUUUUAUUUAGGCUUUUUUACGCUUUUCUUUUUUUUCAAGUGUGUCAGGCUUUGACUGUUUCGAAAUAUAAUCCACGUAAGUUUUUUUUGUUGCUUAAAACCGAAAACUUAUGACUAUCGAGAAUUUAAGAGCCCUGUGUAUGAAUGUUUAAAACAGAAAAACUUUUUCGAUCGAUCAAAAUCAAGAGUAAACGGCACACUAUUUUUGGAUCCAAAGCUCUAGACUCAUUAGGAGCUUUUACCUACUUUCUUUCAUUACGUACGUUGUGUGGUUUUGUUCAGUUGUAAUGAAGUUACUUUCAACCCGUCCAAAAAACGGUUUGAAAAAGUUGAGGGAAUUCAUGCGUUUCGAUAAAUAAAUUUUUCAUAGUAUUUAAAAUUGAACAGUAAGGAUAUUUCGAAAAAUCUCCUUUCUCGAAUUUAGCCGCUUUUUUAUUCAUUAUAUUCACGGAACUUUUUUUUUGCUUGUGAACCACCUGAAAGAAAAUACUGACUCCUCAUUUUCUACCGAGAAUUUUUUUCUUUUUUUUCAAAGAGCUGCUUAAAAAUUGUUGUUUUACGUGUGUUAAUACGAUGGGUUGAAAACCUCGGGCCUGGUAGUAAUUGCCUCUCAACGCGUUCUCAAAUUUCAUCGUUCCCUCUUUUUUAUGGUGAUUGAACACUGGGCCCUGUGGGCAUUCGGAAUGUGGCUUCAUUUCUUCGGAGAUGUCGUCUAUCUGGGAACCGACUUGGAACGUGCAAAUUCUUAAGGUCAAAGAAUAGUUUUUGGAACACAGCUGGAAAAAAGUUACGACGCAAAAAAGACAACUGUCAAAACUUUGUGCCGACACAUGAGAGUCUAGGUGUUAGGGUGCAUUCCUGGGCAAUAAUCAGCGGCACACGGCUCGGGAACCGCCCAUUUUUUCUACUUUUUACUCUGACCUCCCGCUAAAAGAAAAUCAUUCUCCAAUUAGUUUCAUUUUAUUUAAAAUUCACCUAGCCUAGUUCUUCAUGAUAAAAAAUUUCGGUCUCUGAAUUGAAAGAUUAUAAGUAGGAAAGUCCUUAUUAAUUCUUAAUGGUAGCUACAAAAACGAUGGCAAGCUGAGAAAAAGACGCUUCCUUAUGUGAUUCACGACGUUCCUCGUAGUUCUCAUUCUCCAAGCCUCCAAGCAUUUUUUCACUUUUUUUUUCUUUCCUGUUUUAAAGUUUGCUACUGACUUUUGCGUCAUCGUCAGUUUUGAAUUAAUCCUUUUUGAAUACUGAAAAUUGCAAAACAAGUUAGUCAAAAAGUAUUGUCUUUCGGCUUUAUUGUUUUAUUGAUUGUUUAAAAAAAUUCACAGUUCAAACUAAAAUAAAAGAAUCGAGCCCUUUGAUAUGAAUUUAUCAAGUGAUCUUUGUUCAAAAAAAAAAUCAUUGCUUAUUCAUUAUUCUCAUAUGAAGUCACGCUUGUGACUGGCUGAUUUACAUCAUUUGUGUGUGAUGUAUUCUAUUUACAUUCUCUUCCAGUCAUAGAAGAUUUAGCUUUGAGCCGAUUUUUCAUUUCAUUUUGUGAUUGUUAUCUCUGGACAGGCCUUUGAAAUGUAUCUUGUUUGACGGGCUUCUGGAGGCUUCUUGAAAAAAAGGUGCGGCAGGAACGGACCGAUCGACGAACGGCGCCGCCGCGACGGAGCAAACUUUUGCUUUGCGAGAACAAAUAGGAAGAAUCUCAACCCGAUUCUUCCCUCGCUUUUCUCUCUCUUCAUUUUGAUACUUUUGUUACUGUCCUCCAUCACAGGCAUACUUGCUCGAAAAAUGCCGAGCUCGUAAAUUGGGCAACAGAGGUCGAAUCAAGCUCGUUUUGAACUUCUUCCCUUGUACAAUUAUUUUUUUUUCUGCUUUGAGAAACAUUUUUUACUUUAAAACUGUAAAGCUGGUAUGAACUUUGAGCUUGAGUUUCCGUUUUCAAAACAACCUUUCAUGUAGUUUCCCUUAUUAAGCUUUAGUACCGCCGCCUAGGCUUCUGAAAUCGAGAGAAAAAAAAGAGCAACUGUUGUUUUCUGACUUGUAUGUUUUCCAACCGCAACAUCAAUGCUAUUUUUUUUUUGCAACAAUUCAGCCAAUCGCACGCCUAUUAGUCAUAAUUGACGAGCGGAUCCGAAAAUAACGUGUUCCCAAUGAGAACAGCUGUGAGGAGCAUUUCCUCAUUUACAAAAGCUGAGCCGGGCCCACGGUGUCCACAUCUGCUCCGAAGAAGUCUUUUUCUUCAUUCUUUACCAGGUCUCCAUGAGACUUUCCGAAACGAAGCGCAACUCUGAAAGAAAGAAAGAAUUCAUUCUGAAAUUCGAUCCUGACCAGGUUCAAAGAACUACUAAACCGUGGUGAAUAAUAUUUUUCCUUGGAUUUUUUUUUUCCGUUUCUCAUAUUGCAUUACAUACUUUUUUCAAAUGUGUAACAAUUUUUCGGGACAAACGCUUCUUUUGACCUAUCAUUAAUUUUGUUUCAUAGAUGCUUUUAUGCUUUGAAAGCUUCUAUUUUUGUCAACUUUUUUUCUUCAAGUCUCACCUGUUUUCAGGUUUUUAAAACAAGUUGUUAUGAUUGUUUUUUUAUAGAUCAAAUUCUUCGUUUUAUAUAUUAGAAGAAAACAUUUAUAAUUUUGUAAAUUCUAGUUGUUCCGUGAGGAACGUCUUUUUAUGAUGGAUUCAAGUGCCUAUUCCUACAGCGGCUGUUUCAGAAAUGGUGUCAGAAGAUUGCCUGAAUGCUCCUUGUUCGGUAGUGUUCCAUCCCAAGUGUCCAGACGACUCACGGCUCAUAAUUCUGGAGCCGCCACCUGGAGAAUGCUGCGGGAGUCCUGGAAAGUGCCAUUGUGAUCAGCAGGUUCGCUCUUUUGUUCUCUUUUUGGGGAGACCGUUUCUGGACGUUCCCUCCGCUGUUUGAAAGCCAAGCAAAAGCCGAGGCAGGGUACACAGGAAAGAGAGCACUCCUUGCUGUGUUACUAUUUACUCUCAUCUUUUAUUCUAGCUCGGAGUUUCUUUUUUGUCGGCUUCGCUCUGCGAUCAGAGAGCAAAAAAAAGUCACGAGAGAAGCUCAUUUCUUUUAGGACUUUUGACAGUCAUUUCGAGUAACAAGUUUUCAAAUACUACUCCAGGGAGCCUUUCAGCGUGCUGAGCAGUUCAUAAAAUACACUGAAAAAGAAUUUGGUGUAAUUCAGAAAAUAUAUGCAUACUAAAAGAAACUAAUUUUUACACGAACUUUUUCUGGAAUUACCCUGCUAAAAUGAUUUUUCGCCUUCAUUAUUUUUUUAUUUCAAGUGAACUGUCUAAAAAAAUUUGCUGUUACCUGUUAUGGGCAGAAAUGUUUUAUGUGCUUAAUAAAAUAUUUAAAUAUUAAGACUGGAAUACUAGGAUGAUUCAAUACAAAAUUAUGCACACCGCAUGUUUUUCAGAAGUGUGACGCUCUUCUUUCGCCAUGCGAGAAAGGGAAAGAACGCGUGCUUGUAGUAGAAGGGAAAGGCGUUCCGGGAUCGUGUUGCGACAAGUACGAGUGUAGGAAACGCGGUUGGUGGAGCUGGAGAAGCCUCAUUUGAGCUCCGAGUUCAGAACAUGAGUGCGCUAGCGUGCAUUGUCCGUCUCUGCCGUUCGACGAAGACGCCGGCGUCGAAGAAUGUCCCGAAGACAGCCUACGACCGCCUGUCCACGUCCCCAAAGGCACUUGCUGCCCCGUCCGACCAAAGUUCGUUCUUGACUUCUCAUCAAAACUUAGAGAAAACAUUUUGAAGAAAGAGAAGGUUUCUAAUGCAAAAGCUGGAGUAGGAAACUUUCUCCCAUUUUCUGUAAAUCUUUGAAGGAAACAUCAGUCUUAAAAAAGGUUCUACUGGAAAAAAGACAAAGUUUGAUCACAACAGAAACUGAUUGCGAAGUCAAGCAUCAUUUCUAAUUUUGCUAUCAAUCGUUCAUUUUUUGUUUUAUUCGUUCAUAAAAUAAGCUUUAUUUUUACGAUUAAGGUAUUUUGUGAAUUGAAACGUGAAAACGGGUAUUAAGAUUUUUAUUUCAUCAUUGGAGUUGUUGGAUUCCUGAAUAAACCUUAAAGCUUUCCAUCUUGAUUAAUUUUUAUCUUGACAAUCCGAAGGAUUUAAAGUAUCGAAAGUUUGGGUAAAAAAGUCAAGUGUGAGUGUCUUCACGAAAGGAAAGAGUUGUAAAUGGAACAUUUUUUAAGAGAAAUUGUUCUAAAUAACUGAAAAGUUGUCUACCUAUAAAAAAUUAUCACUGUUGUUAAAGGUUUUCAUCUAACUUGCACUACUCGCAGAUAUUCUAUUGUGUUGUUAGAUUUUUUGCUCUCGAAGGGACAAACAUGAAAAAGUCGGAGAUCGAGUCAGAUAUGUUCCAGAUGUCGAUGCCGAGGCUCGAUAUGCCGUCCGGCGACCUGCCCCGAGGGCCAAUCCAUCAAGAUACUGAAGAAGGGAAACGGAAGUCCAGGCCGUUGCUGCGACGAUUGGACCUGCCAGAUCGACAACCAAGCCAUGGUGGGAACACUGAAACAGACCGUCUCUUUGAAAGAGUCGGUGUCAAAUCGAGUUAUUUCAAAGGAAACGCUUUUGAUACCGGACCAAAGUUUUUCGAGUAACUGAUUGAAAUAGAUUUGAAAAAAACAAAUGAGAAAACUGUGUUAAUCAGGCUAAAGAAUGCCUACGCGACGGAAAAGUGUACAAAGACGGCGAAGAGUGGCAUUCUAACAACUGCGACUCUUGCAAGUGCAACCGGGGCGUCGCCAUGUGCAACAAGAUGGCCUGUCCGCAAGUGCCUCGUUGGUGGAAAUCGGUCUCGACACGACCUGUUCCGAAUGAUUUUCAGCCCAUUGCACUUGGAUCGUGAUUCCCGACGGCGAGUGUUGUCCCGUGUGCUUUGGCUGCCAAACUGACGCUCGCGAGAAGAAGAAAAAGCACGAAAAAUGGCAAAAAGACGACUGUACCUCGUACGUGUCUUCAUCUUUUGCAUAUUUCUGAUGAUCUUAUGAAACAAUUUUUUCGUGAUAAUAUGUCAAAGAGAAGAAAAUACUUGGAAUAUGUGAGGUUUUUUUCCAGUUCUGCGAGAGGCUAUCUCUAACGUCAAGGGACUUUUUUUUUGAUAAUCACGUUGAAGAUUAUAGAGAAAGUUGAAAAACAGUAUUUCCAAAGCGAAAGUUUUGCGCAUUUAUGAGGCGACUAUGAAAUAUUUUGAUUUAGAGGUUCAGUUUUCGAUAAAAUAUGUAGAAAGUUCGAAUCUAAACUAAACUAAAAGGUAGUUAAAAAAUCCAAAAGUUUUUUUCUUAUUUUGGAUUCAUUUAAUUUUAUGAAGUUUUAAUAAUCUUCCAAAGACAAUAGCAUAUAAUUAGAUCUAUCACAAAACUCGUUCUCGGCUCAAAGACAGUCCCGAAUCAAGACUUUUGUAGAUGCACGUGUUCGGAGGAAGGAGAGCACGUCUGUAUGAAGCACAUGUGCAAGACGGACUGUGAGAAUCCGCAGAAGAUCAGCGGCGAAUGCUGUCCUGUUUGCGAUGGUUUUUUGUAUUCGUUACUUGAUCUCAGUUCCGAGCUCUCUUUCAGAACCGACGGUAGUUCGACCUCCCGCCACCUGUCCUUCUCUUGAACACUGUCCGCUGAGGUGGGGGGAAAUGACUUGCUCGUGAAGUAGUCGUGUUCUUGAGAUGUGAGAAUGGCCUGCGCCGAGACGACUGGGGCUGCUACGUCUGCGAAUGUCUGCCUGUAGAUCAUCCCAUAGGCGAGGAGUGCUCCGAACUCAACGAGAAGAACUGUGACAAGUUUGUCGAGAGCUCUAGACUGACCUGCGAAGAAACGUCUUCAGACAAUGCGCCCACGGAUACCUGAAGGACAACGGCGGCUGCGUCGUCUGCAAGUGCGCCAAGUGUCCGCCUCUGCACCAGUGCUUCAAACAUUGUCUCUAUGGCUUCGAAACGAACUCGGCUGGCUGUCCUGUCUGCAAAUGUCGAGGUGAAUUCCUCGAUUCAGGCUUGCGAUCCUCGUUUUAGAGUCUUCGGAGAACGCGAAAAACGCAUCGACGCACCUCGAGCAGCUGCCUGGAUCAGACAAGUGAGAGUUAGUGUGGGAGGUGGGAACAUGGAAGUUGUGUAGAUGCUACUCGGCGAGCAGCACUGGACGCAUCAUCGAACGCGACGGCGGCGAGUGGUGGAGCGACGGCUGUCGUCAUUGUUUCUGCGAACAGAAAAAGGUGUGUUUCCAUCAGAACUGCUCACUCGGGAAGUCUUCCGACUUUUCAGUCAUUUCUUCAUCAUUUCUUUACUUUUAACAUAAAAACAGUAUAUGGAAUAUGUUUCACUUUGAAAUUCUGUAGUUUUAAGGAAGGAGUUUAAAUUCAAAGCAGCUUGUUCAGUGAAAAAAGCUUGGACUCUUCUUUGAUUCUCGUAGUUUUCCAUUUACAUCAAGUCUGAUUCCAGGAGUUCUGCUCACUUAUAUCCUGUCCAUCUCGACCUGCGGACUGUCCUGAGGAAAAGUGGAUCCAGCACGAAGGUCAGUCUUUUCCCAUUUUCGAACACCUCAAAAAGAGACAAAACAAAAAGUAUUUCAAAGUAUUUCAACAAUUCCGCCGCAAUGAUUUAAGACAGUUUCGAGCAAUUUUUUUGCCGGCCUCUUUUUCAUAGACUUUUUCGUCAUAUUCUCAUGUUUACAGACGAGUGUUGUCCUUUUUGCUCGGAGAAGAGCUCAUCUCCGUCGACUUCGCUCAGUCAGAAAAAGCACGAGCACACGGUUUGUCAGUCCCCCGGUACCGGCCGUCUCUUCACUGGUUCGCAUUCCUCAAAUGGCAAAGUUUGAUCGCCUUCUCCAGACGGAGAGACUUGGGAUCUGACGUCGUGCGUCUCUUGUACUUGCCGCGUGGGACAUGUCCUCUGCCGUACCGCCCAAUGUCCUCCGAUCCCCUGCGACAAUCCAAAGUUCCUCAAUGGCGACGACUGUUGUCCCAAGUAAGAAUAUAUCUUUUAUCAAAAACAGCUUUUUCGGAUGUGUUUAGACGAUUUUUCCAAUCAGUGGGCUCACGAUCAUUCGGCGUUUUCUUUUUAUCCUCAUAGUUUUCUUUAAAAUAUGAAAAUUUUUAGUUUCGUUUAUCACAACUCGAGGAAAAUUUAGAGGCAAUCUGAGUAGUAAGACAUUUAAAGUUUCUUAAAUGAUUUUGUUUUUUACGUUGAUUCCAGUUUGGCUCCCACCACAAUAUCUUACAUUCACGUCCUUGAAAUUGAAUUUUCUGAAAUGCUGAAAAAACACAUCGUCUAGAUCCCACCCCAGCCUUUUGCGCGCGAAAAAAAAAUUUGAAAAUGUACUGAAGUAGGCCGGACUUUUCAGGGGGUAGGCAGCCCGAGGUGGGAUCCAGCCGACGUAUGAAUGUUAAAGAGAAAAUGCGUUUUUUAAAUUAUUUUCAUGUUACUGAAGCAUUUUCAAAACUGAAUUUUCCAGGUGCCCCCUCAUAAAUGCUAUACCGGUAAGCACGCAGGAACCAGUGAUAUGCGAAGAUGAAAGCGGACACGCCCACAAAUCUGGUUUGUUUUUUUUUUUAAAUUUAAAAAAGUUCGAAUGUAAUGACACUAAAAAUAUCAGGAUCUUCGUGGAGAACUGACGAUUGCACGUCAUGCACCUGCACCGCCGAGGGCAAGACGGAGUGUUUCCGCGAGGCCUGUGAAGAUACUUCGUGCCGCGGAAGUCCGCUGGUCGUCAAGGGCCGCUGCUGUCCAGUGUGUUCAGGUGUCGUCGCCAGGGCUGUCGGGAAGCUCUUUCCUUUUUUGCAGACGUCUUCUCCUCGACGGCCGUCUGCUCCUACCAGUCGACGGUCUACGCAGUCGGAGAGCAGUGGCAGGACGGCCAUUGCUCCAACUGUUCUUGUGUCGCCGGCGGACAGACUCACUGUCGUCAGAUGGUGUGUCCGCACUGCGAGGACCCCGUUCCGAUCGAAGGCCAUUGCUGUCCUCUCUGUAAAGGUCCAAGAACUUCACACUUGCUUUUUUCAACAAAGAAAUUUAAAAUAGGUUCAGAUCAAAAAGUUAUGAAAACAAACGCUCUUACGUUCAUCUGGAGCACUUUGAUCAAGGUCAAAGAAAAAAGCUUUCUCGGCUUUUUUCUUCGAUCCGAGUUACUAUGUUUCAAAAUUAGGCGGACUAUAAUACCACAGUGCGUGAAAAGGUGAAAUUCAUGUCAACAGUAGGAAAUGACUCGUUUCAAAAGCAAACGUCGAGAACGCCUUGAUUUGAGUUGUUGAGGGACACCUAAAAAGUUUUCCACAAAUUUCUCAUGCUAGAUCUGUUUUCAAGUUAUUUGUGAGAUUUACAUACUGAAAAGCUCCGUUUUCAAAUUUUCAAUUCUGCAGAUUUCCACUGAUAAACUAAAAAUAAAAAACACCGCAUUACUAUUUUUUUUUUACUUAUUUGCUACCAAAAAAAUAAAAAUUGUGAAAAAAGCUAUUAAAGGAAGAAGCCCUGCUAGUCUAUAGAAACUUAAUUGAACAACUUUGAUACUUUUACGUGCAUCACUGCAGAAUAGGAUUGUGAAUGAUUCAGACGCGGGCUGGGCGCCGUACGGACUUGGCAACGGCUCAAUGACUGCGGCUCUUCCGCCCCUCGAGAACACAGAGACGAAAGCGUUGCCUCUCCUCGGCUUCUCCUUCAUGGGCCUUGCCAUCUUCGGCCUUCUGUUCGUGCUGUUUCUUCUCUACAAGAGAAGCAAGCGUAGCAACAGAGUUGGUGAUGAUCAAGGACAGCUCGUGAAGAAUGAAUUUUGCAGCUGCACAAGUUCAGCGAAGUUGGCCACAUGAGUUCUGGAGCCUCGUCGGUACGUCUUUCGGCGACAAAGGCGAUUGGGUCGAUGCCGCGGCUCGUCGACUGGCAGUCGGACGAGAACGGACGGCACAGCGUCAUUGGCGGACUUUUGCUGCAGACUGCGCUCCGUCGAGAAUCUCAGUCAGAUGGCCAGAGCGACAGCCUCAUCUCUACCAUGUGAGAGCUUCAAAUAAAAGUCCAACAUGUUCAAUUCUUCCCGAAUUGAAAGGCGCGACAGGUAUAUCGGCAAGGGUGGAGCGUUGCGUACGCGACGCGGCUAUCUGGCGCGAAACGUAAAUUUAAACGCGAGUCGCGUUUUUUUUAAUGUGUUUCUUUUUUUUUUGCAGUUUUUUUCAAUAUUUUUAAAAUUUUGAUAGUUUUUGAAAAAAAAAAACUUGACUGAACAAUUAAAAGUAUAAAAUAAUUAAAGACUCUUUUUUCCUACGAUUUUUCCCUGACCUUGGGUUUCUGGCCAAAAGUCCCGUUCACCCUUGCCAAGCUGCUCAACUCGCCAUGUCGGGAAAAAUAGACUAGUGUGAAUUUCGAAGUCUGAUGAAAUAAUUAGAGAGAAUUAAAUAAGCUCAUAAAGGUAUUUGACUUAUCUUUCGAGGUAAAGCUGUCAAACGUUCUACUUGCUCAGAUCGGAGUCUUCCGCCACAGCCAGCACGGCGUCUUCAGGACGCGGUACAAUCACCGACACGGAGCCGUUGACCGGCGGCUCUCGAGGCACCAAACGCUUUCCAGUGUAA
Molecule: messenger RNA, 10805 nt
Organism: Caenorhabditis auriculariae
Lineage: Eukaryota; Metazoa; Nematoda; Chromadorea; Rhabditida; Rhabditidae
Source: the annotation of a GenBank genome assembly